UUAUAAAUUAAGACACUAAAUUUAUCUACCUGACCUGUAUUGUAUAUAUAUAUAUGCAUGUAAUCUAAGUUAGUGAUCCCAAAAAUUCAUCACCUUAUAUUCAUUCAAUUCGGUUAUAAUUAAAAUGGCUUCACCUCUAAUUACUCUUUCCCUCUCUCUCACUCUGCUGCUGCUGCUGUGCGGCUCCACGUCAGCCCAGCUCCGGCAGAACUACUACCGCAGCACCUGCCCCGACGUCGAGAACAUUGUGCGCAAGGUCGUCGCCGACAAGUUCCGCCAGACCUUCGUCACCGUCCCGGCGGUCAUCCGCCUCUUCUUCCACGACUGCUUCGUCUCCGGGUGCGAUGCAUCGGUGAUCGUGGCGUCGACUCCGGGGAACACGGCGGAGAAGGAUCACUCGGACAAUCUGUCGCUGGCCGGAGACGGAUUCGACACCGUCAUCAAGGCCAAAGCCGCCGUCGACGCCGUCCCCAGAUGCCGGAAUAAGGUCUCCUGCGCGGAUAUUCUCGCCUUGGCAACACGCGACGUCAUUGGCCUGUCUGGUGGGCCUUCGUAUGCAGUGGAAUUGGGAAGGUUGGAUGGAUUGCGUUCAACUUCUGCGAGCGUUGAAGGCAAUCUGCCUAAGCCAACUUUCAAUUUGAAUCAGCUCAACUCCAUGUUUGCUUCAAGAGGCCUAACUCAAGCAGACAUGAUUGCUCUUUCAGCAUGUCACACCGUAGGAUUCUCGCACUGCAGCAAAUUCUCGAACCGGAUAUACAACUUCACCCGGCAAAACCCGGUGGACCCGACCCUGAACAAGGGAUACGCGACCGAAUUGCAAGGCAUGUGCCCGAGAGAUGUGGACCCGAGAAUAGCGAUCGACAUGGACCCCACAUCGCCUCGGCAAUUCGAUAACGCCUAUUUCAAGAACCUGGUCCAGGGCAAGGGCCUCUUCACGUCGGAUCAGGUGCUCUUCACGGAUCAAAGAUCCCGGGGCACCGUCAAUACGUGGGCCUCCGACCCGAAAGCAUUCAACAGCGCAUUCAUCUCGGCCAUCACUAAAUUGGGUCGGGUCGGGGUCAAAACCGGAAGAAACGGUAACAUUCGGUUUGACUGUGGGAGAUUUAAUUAAAGAGCAAUCAUUACUACAAGAAAGAAUGUAAUAAAACGGAGCUGGCUAUAUGGAUACUGAUUUUUGGGUUGGUUGCUUUAAUUUUUUUUGGCAUGAUUAAUUGGCCACGUUGUGAACAAAUUUUUUUAUAAGAUUCGUUUCCAAACAAGACAUGCUUGUUGAUGAUCUGCAUGUGCAGAGUUUGUUGUUUGCAAGUUGCAACAAUUGUGAGAAGAUAAGAAUUUCAUGUUCUUUCUUUAAA
Molecule: messenger RNA, 1352 nt
Organism: Salvia miltiorrhiza (redroot sage)
Lineage: Eukaryota; Viridiplantae; Streptophyta; Magnoliopsida; Lamiales; Lamiaceae
Product: peroxidase 51-like
Exons: 4
Coding region: 125-1111 (328 amino acids)
Biological process (GO): response to oxidative stress; hydrogen peroxide catabolic process
Molecular function (GO): heme binding; peroxidase activity
Source: RefSeq, a predicted model, not a curated record